UUUUUUCCCCUCAUUCUGCUGCACGUUUGGUUCCCAGAGCCCUGACCUCCUCUCUCUGUUUGCUGCCUCUCACUGUAGUCUCUCUGGACCAUCUUUUCCUUGGCAUCUUGGAUCUUUCUUGCCUCUGUUCUGCUUCCUUUUCUGCAUCGAAGUUUUCGUGGCUUCUACUAAGUAAAGCGAUGGCGUUAGGACAGGCUGGGACGUUUGCUUUGGUGGUCGCAUUUCCAGGGGUGAUCGCUUUUAUUCUUGGAAUUGUUGCUGAGAACAGCAAGCCGACGGGUGACUUGGCUGUGAAAUUGGUCAGCGCAAGUGGGCAAACAACUUGCUUGUACCCGAAAGAUCCUACACCUGCUCUGGGCACCCUGGCUGCAAUUCUACUCUUCAUUUCUGCCACCAUUGCUGUGGUCUCUCUUGUGUACCCAUAUGAAGGAAAACGCAUUUCCAUCAAGAACCUCGCAAAGAGUGUUGGACUGGUGACUUUCGUUGUUCUGUCUCUAACCCUCUUCCUUGUCGCGGAAUCCCUACUCCUCUGGGCUACGGUACUUGAGAGCGUCCACCGCAGCCACAAUCACCAUAGUGCUAUCCCAGGCUUUUGCCCCACUGCUAAGGCUGGUUUGUUCGGAGGAGCUGCUUUUAUGGCUUUGGACUCGACCCUCUUCUGGCUCAUUUGUUUGAUGUUGGUUGUAAACGCUCGGGCUGACCACUUUGGCUAUGAGGAGGAAGAUGUGAAGGGAACCUACGAGGGUGUGACAUCUGCUGAUUAUGUUCCACCAAUUAGUACACAUAUCACACCCAAAGUAUAAUUUUUUCAAUUCAGUUGGCAAUCCUUUCACGCUCUAAAGAUUCACCUGAGAAUUAAGGGAGUUGAUUUCAACUCUGUAUUCCCCUUAACGUGCUCAGGCAAUAACUCUGCAGACCCGAGAGGUUGAUUAUAUACAGGCAAUCACUAGGCCAUCCCGCACUUCUGCUUAUGGUGGGAGUUGGAUUUUGGCAGCUGGCUUGUGAGCAUGACUACUCACGUUCUGGAUGAAUAAUUGCACUUUGUAGUUUGUAAUAUAUAAACCAUUAACUUCUUUGUAAACUUCUCAAUGUGCUACAUAAGCCUAAAAUGUGGCAGUUUUUUAAGUAA
Messenger RNA from Physcomitrium patens, 1129 nucleotides. RefSeq lists its product as uncharacterized. The record is from RefSeq and is a predicted model, not a curated record. Lineage: Eukaryota; Viridiplantae; Streptophyta; Bryopsida; Funariales; Funariaceae.